AUGUCGUUAAGGUUCCACACACUGCCCACCCUGCCUGGAGCUGUCAAACCGGGUUGCAGAGAGCUGCUGUGUUUGUUGGUCAUCACCGUGAUGGUGAACCCCGGAGCCUCAGGAAUGUGUCCCACGGCUUGCAUCUGUGCCACUGACAUUGUCAGCUGCACCAACAAGAACCUGUCUAAGGUGCCUGGGAACCUUUUCAGACUGAUGAGAAGACUGGAUCUGAGCCAUAACAGAAUUGGACUUCUAGAUGCCGACUGGAUUCCUAUGUCGUUUGUCAAGCUGAGCACGCUAAUUAUUCGUCACAACAACAUCACCAGUAUCUCCACGGGCAGUUUCUCCACGACCCCAAAUCUAAAGUGUCUUGACUUAUCAUCCAAUAGGCUGAAGUCGGUGAAAAGUGCCGUGUUCCAAGAGCUGAAGGUUCUGGAGGUGCUCCUGCUCUACAACAAUCACAUUUCCCAUCUGGACCCGGCAGCUUUUGGAGGUCUCUCCCACUUGCAGAAACUCUACUUGAGUGGGAACCUCCUCACACAGUUUCCUAUGGAUUUGUAUGUUGGGAGGUUCAGGCUGGCCGAUCUGACAUUUUUAGAUGUUUCUUAUAAUCGAAUCCCUUCCAUACCAAUGCACCAUAUAAAUUUAGUGCCGGGAAAACAGCUGAGGGGCAUCUACCUUCAUGGAAAUCCGUUCAUCUGUGAUUGCUCCCUGUACUCAUUGCUGAUCUUUUGGUACCGUAGGCACUUUAGCUCAGUGAUGGAUUUUAAGAAUGACUAUACCUGUCGCCUAUGGUCAGACUCCAGACACUCCCAUCAGCUGUCCCUGCUCCAGGAUAGCUUUCUGAACUGUUCUGAGAGUGUCAUCAAUAGCUCCUUCCAUGCUCUUGGCUUUAUUCACGAGGCACAGGUCGGGGAAAGGCUGGUUGUCCACUGUGACAGCAAGACUGGUAAUGGAAAUACUGAUUUUGUCUGGGUUGGUCCCGAUAACAGACUGCUGGAGCCUGAUAAAGACAUGGGAAACUUUCGUGUGUUUUACAAUGGCAGUCUGGUUAUAGAGAGCCCUGGCUUCGAGGAUGCCGGAGUUUAUUCCUGUAUCGCAAUGAAUAGGCAACGCCUGUUAAAUGAAACUGUGGAUAUCAUGAUAAAUGUGAGCAAUUUCACCAUAAACAGAUCCCAUGCUCAUGAGGCAUUUAACACGGCUUUUACCACUCUCGCAGCCUGCGUGGCCAGUAUAGUCCUGGUACUGCUGUAUCUGUACCUGACGCCGUGCCCAUGCAAAUGUAAGUCCAAGAGACAGAAAGAUGUGCUGAACCAAGGCAGUGCCCAUUCCUCCAUUCUCAGUCCUGGCCCCUCUGGCGAUGCCUCAGCUGAUGAACGCAGGGGAGGUAAAAGAGUGGUGUUUUUGGAACCCCUGAAGGAUACUGCAGCGGGGCAGAAUGGGAAAGUCAAGCUUUUCCCCAGUGAGACUGUGAUAGCCGAGGGCAUCUUAAAGUCCACGAGGGUGAAAUCUGACUCGGAUUCAGUCAACUCUGUGUUCUCAGACACACCCUUUGUGGCAUCCGCUUAA
Molecule: messenger RNA, 1560 nt
Organism: Cricetulus griseus (Chinese hamster)
Lineage: Eukaryota; Metazoa; Chordata; Mammalia; Rodentia; Cricetidae
Source: RefSeq, a predicted model, not a curated record